AUGGUCAACAUCACAUACAAGUUUGAAGCAUUUAGUUUCACCGGUAUUUGCCAGACAGUGGCUCUAUCUCUGUGUCCAUUAAUAGGACAAGCAAAUGGCGUGGAGCCAGUUUGCUAUUCUCGUAAUAUUGAUUUAGCAGGCAACUUGAUCUUUCAGCCCGCAACUCUGGUUAUUGAUAUUGUUGCCAUUAUUAUGGCUGCCAUCAUGAUUUAUCACAUUCGAUCCAAAUACACUGCCGUUGGUCGCAAGGAAAUCGUCAUGUUCUUUUACUUGUACAUGAUCACAACAUUUCUCGAAAUGUUACUUGUAACUGGCAUUAUACCAACAUCAUCACCAGUGUAUCCCUGGUUUACUGCAGUACAUAUUGGCUUCAUAUGUGCCACUUUUUGGUGUCUGCUGUUGAACGGCUUUGUAGGUUUCCAAUUUGCAGAAGAUGGCACGCCUUUAUCGCUUUGGUCUAUUCGCAUUAGUUCCUUCGUCAUCUUUUUGUUGACUGGAUUCAUUGCUAUUGCAACAUUCAAGAACAUUGGUCCAUUCAACUAUGCAUCGCCUGGUGCUCUAUGGGCCUUUUAUUUCAUUAUCAAUGGCAUUGCAUUGAUUGUCUAUGUGAUUUCGCAAAUAGUGCUAGUAGUCAACACAUUGGAUGAUCGCUGGCCAUUGGGUGAUAUCUUGUUUGGCACGGCUUUCUUCAUCAUCGGCCAAGUGAUUCUCUACGUUUUCUCUGUCGUCAUCUGUGAUCAAGUCAAGCACUAUGUGGAUGGUUUGUUCUUUGGAUCCAUUUGUACUUUGUUGGCAGUAAUGAUGGUUUAUAAAUACUGGGACUCCAUCACCAAAGAAGACCUCGAGUUCUCGGUUGGCUCCAAGCAGAAUGUAUGGGAAGUCAAGGAGCUGCUGGGCGAAGAUGAGCUGUCUCAAAGCUAUGGCACGACCCCUGGUGGCAACUACCAACAACAGCAACAUCACCAACCUCCUCAACCUCAAUAUGGUCAACAAUAUAACCAACAAAAACCACAAUACCCAUAUUGA
Molecule: messenger RNA, 1026 nt
Organism: Mucor velutinosus
Lineage: Eukaryota; Fungi; Mucoromycota; Mucoromycetes; Mucorales; Mucoraceae
Product: choline-phosphate cytidylyltransferase
Exons: 5
Coding region: 1-1026 (341 amino acids)
Biological process (GO): protein folding
Cellular component (GO): endoplasmic reticulum membrane
Source: RefSeq, a predicted model, not a curated record